This is a messenger RNA of Didymodactylos carnosus, 1176 nucleotides long. The record is from the annotation of a GenBank genome assembly. NCBI's taxonomy places the organism in Eukaryota, Metazoa, Rotifera, Eurotatoria, Philodinida, Philodinidae.
AUGUCUAACACUACAGUUACUCUAUUUGUAAAUCCGUUUACAACAAUAUCAGAAUCAUCAACGUUUGCGACACAAAAUUCAACAUUUCCUACAAGUGAUACGUCUUUACCAGUGUGGACAGGAUUUGUCGGAUGUCUUGUGGCAUCACUAUUUUUCGGUAGCAAUUUUGUACCGGUGAAACAGUUUUCAGCUGGGGAUGGUUUCUUCUUUCAGUUUUGUUUUUGUGUUGCUACAUGGAUUAUUGGUCUCAUUACCGAUUUAAUUGUGGCUAAUAAAAGAUUUUAUCCACUUGUUCUCGUUGGAGGAAUUCUAUGGACAACUGGAAAUCUUGCAACGGUAUUUUGUAUCAAAACGUGUGGUUUGUCCGUUGGAUUGCUCAUUUGGGGUACAACUAGUUUAAUUGUCGGAUGGGCAGGAGGACGCUUUGGCGUUCUCGGUCUUAAGGCACAAGUACCGACCAGUACUCCGAAACUGGCGAUGAACUAUAUUUCCGUUGUGUUUGCUGCAUUGAGUGCCGUAUUUUUUCUAUUUAUUAACUCUGAAAAUACUCCACGCCGCUCUCCAAGCUUUUCGAUAAAAGAAGAUGACAAAACAGCUGAUAAAUUGUCAGAAGGAAAUAAUAUGGUCAUGACAGUGGUGGAAUAUCCAAGAGAUGAGGAUUUUCCAUUUUUGAAUCGUUUAAGUCGACUACAGCAGAAAAUUCUUGGUUAUAUAUUAGCAGCAUUAGCCGGUGUUUUUUACGGUAUAAUGUUUAUACCCGAUUCAUAUAUAAGAGAUCAUCCAGAAGAUUUCCAACGAAAUGGCGAAAAUCCAGCAUCAAAUGGUUUAUAUUAUGUAAAUUCUCAAUAUUCUGGAAUACUCUUAUCAUCUACAUUUUACUUUAUUGUUUAUUCGGGAUUAAAGCGAAACAAACCAAGUAUCAAUCCGUCCAUUUGUUUACCAGCAAUGGUAUCCGGUACAAUGUGGGCAAUAGCAAAUAUUGGUUUUAUUGUUGCCAUAUCAGCUUUAAAACAAGCGGUGGCCUAUCCCAUCGUUAGUGUUCUUCCGGGCAUUGUCACCUCUCUCUGGUCGUUGUUUUUUUUCCGGGAAAUAAGCGGAAGAAGAAAUCUCAUAUUCUUGGGUAGCGGUAUGGCGCUGCGUUGUUUAGCCGCAGUAUUAAGCGGACUUUCAGCGUAA